UUUAUAAUGACAUAUACUUUUUACUCUGUUUUUAGGAAGUAUUCAACAUCAAUUAAAAUGUCUUCCACCAAGUCUCCAAAUGCAAGCGAAACACCCAGAAAACCAGGAUUGAGAACUGUUCAAACAACUAUGCUCUUCCGAGCUGUGAACCCAGAGCUUUUCAUUAAACCUAACAAGCCUGUGAUGGCAUUUGGGCUCAUAGCAAUUACCCUCUGUGUGGCCUACCUUGGUUAUUUGCAUGCAACAAUAGAGAAUAAAAAGGACCUCUAUGAAGCAAUUGACAGUGAGGGGUCCAGCUAUCUGAGGAGGAAGACUUCUAAGUGGGACUGAGGACGUAAGGAAGGAAAUCAGCAAAUCAAUAACAGAACUUUGCCAGGCAACUACUAUUUUUUUUUUUCUCUCUCCCUUGAAAUAAUGGAUAAAUGUCUCUCUUGCUGUUCAGUCCAGUUUAAGUUCCUUUGUAAAAUGCCAUACCUGUACAAAUGAAUUGCAAUUGAGAUACAUGUGAACAUAAAAGUGACUUUUAAGAAUUGUUGUCUGCAAACUCCACGGCCUGUCAGAAGACAUGAAGUUACCUCGGACAUGCAGUCAAGACUAAUAAAUGCCUUAGAAAUGCACAUGAUAGUUCAGCUUAUUAGCUCUUUGCUUUGAUUGAGUGAAAACAGGGGUUUGUCUUAAUUUUUAAACAGAAGUGUAAUGCAUUGUGUGUGAAAAGAAAAAGUUGAUCUCUUGAUCUGUUGAAAGUUGACAGGUAACAGUGCAAGUGAAAUAAUUUUAAAGCAAGAAAGAUCUGAUAGUCAUUGGAGGGUUGUAUUUAAUAAAGGAAUUUGUAAAAUACUGACCAAA
Molecule: messenger RNA, 846 nt
Organism: Pezoporus occidentalis (night parrot)
Lineage: Eukaryota; Metazoa; Chordata; Aves; Psittaciformes; Psittacidae
Gene: SMIM8
Product: small integral membrane protein 8
Exons: 2
Coding region: 7-330 (107 amino acids)
Source: RefSeq, a predicted model, not a curated record